AACUCCAGGACGAGACCGGAGCGACCCGCGCAGCGAGCAUAGGCGGCCAGGCUGCGCCCGGCGCCCGAGACCGGCGGCUGCGGGGGGCGGGGGCUGCGCCCGAGCCCGAUCCGCCGCUCCGGCUCCGAGCAGUGGUGUCGGGGAAAGGGUCGUUGUCCAGCACAGAUGCGUUCGCCCGAGGCAGCCCUGGAGGUUCGCGUGGAGGCGUAAAGCCUGGGGCUUCCAAUGAUACUCUGGGCAGCGAUGGAAGCCUAGAUGCCUCACCGCAAGGAGCGGCCGAGCGGGUCCUCGCUUCACGCCCACGGCAGCGCCGGCACUGCGGAGGGAGGAAGCAUGUCCCGGUUGUCUCUUACCCGGUCGCCCGUGUCUCCCCUGGCCGCCCAGGGGAUCCCACUGCCAGCCCAGCUCACCAAGUCCAACGCGCCCGUGCACAUCGAUGUGGGUGGCCACAUGUACACCAGCAGCCUGGCCACGCUCACCAAGUACCCUGACUCCAGAAUAAGCCGCCUCUUCAAUGGCACUGAGCCCAUCGUCCUGGACAGUUUAAAGCAACAUUAUUUCAUCGACCGGGAUGGGGAGAUUUUCCGCUACGUCCUGAGCUUCCUGCGGACGUCAAAACUGCUGCUCCCGGAUGACUUCAAGGACUUCAGCCUGCUCUACGAGGAGGCGCGGUACUACCAGCUGCAGCCCAUGGUGCGCGAGCUGGAGCGCUGGCAGCAGGAGCAGGAGCAGCGGCGCCGCAGCCGCGCCUGCGACUGCCUGGUGGUGCGGGUCACACCGGACUUGGGUGAGCGGAUCGCGCUCAGUGGCGAGAAGGCCCUCAUCGAGGAGGUUUUCCCCGAGACUGGGGACGUCAUGUGCAACUCCGUCAACGCUGGCUGGAACCAGGACCCCACGCACGUCAUCCGCUUCCCGCUCAACGGCUACUGCCGGCUCAACUCCGUGCAGGUCCUGGAGAGGCUGUUCCAGAGGGGCUUCAGCGUGGCCGCAUCCUGUGGGGGCGGCGUGGAUUCCUCCCAGUUCAGCGAGUAUGUGCUUUGCCGGGAGGAACGGCGACCGCAGCCCACCCCUACUGCGGUCCGGAUAAAGCAGGAGCCCCUGGACUAGGCCCUGCCUCAGUGCCCACCUGAGGCCAUGUGGCCCUGGGGGUCCCCCCCAGGGCCCCGGAAACGGCACUGGGGAGCUCUGCCUGUGCCUGCUUAGCGGUGGGCAGGAGACUGAGGGUGGGGCUGGAGGGUCCAAAGCCAGCCCAGGGAGCCCCAGGGAGCCCGGCAACAGAACGUGGGACGCCAGAGGCACGCCUGCGGAAGGACCGUUGAUGUGACCCAAAGAUGCUGCGGUGGGGACGCUUCUGGGGGCACUGUGCCUCCCCGGCCCAGCACAGCCUUCCGCGAGGCAGGGUCGGCAGCGGCCUCCCGGCCCGCUCCAGAGGAGCCGUUCAUCCUUCUCCACGCGUGGCGGACUCCGCCGGGCCUCCUUGCGUCACAGAUGGCUUAUUUUUCUACAGUAUUUAAGACGGAAGUAACUAACUGCACAAGCCAGAGAGGCCGACAGGGACCAACGCUUCUUCAUGUGGUGCUCAGUUCUUAGCUGGAUGUGCCGCGUGCUCCCCGUGGCCCAGGGGCCCGCAGAGUGGGGCUUGGGAGACCCCUGGCCCCUGCUCCAGAGAUGGAUGCAAGAGUGGCGACACCAUAGCAACUGAAGAAGGGCUCCUGGGGGGCAGGGCUGCCCGGAGGAGGGCUGGGUGGGUGUGGGGGGAUGGGUGGCUCUGGAACCAUCUGAGACCCUCACCUUUGCUGCCACCCAGGGUGCAGGCCACACUUGGGGAGUCACCUGACCCAACGGUACCCAGGGGCUUCCAGACCAGCCACAGGGCCACACCGCAUCCUUACCUCAGGAACGGGCCCCACGGCAAAGGGGCCCAUGUGUCAGCGUUCUUCAGGUCCCCAGCUCAGGAAGCCGUCCCCAGCUCCGAUUUCCCCACACUAAUAUGCACACUGAAUUUGCAUUAAACUGUUCCAGCCAGCCAAUAAGACUGGGACACAAGGCAUACCUGGGGCUGCUGGCCCCUGAUUCCAACAAGGACUGGCCCCCGGGGUCCUCACAGACCUGCUCCCUCCCAGACGACAGGCCCAAAGAUGGACACCUCGGCCUUGUCACCCUUCCCUGCGCGCUGGCUCCCCAUCUCCCCCAACCCCCCCCCCCGGUGGGGAGACCUCGGAGGGGCGCCCCCAACGGCACCGUGCUGUGUAACAAUGCCUGUAGACUUGUAUAUGACUCCUUUAAUAUUGUAAAGAUGCCGAUGUACAAUUGUCGUGUGUUUGUGUAAACACAUUACGUUCCUAGUUCAUGCCAUAAAUGAUGCUAUAAAGCGAA
Messenger RNA from Hyaena hyaena (striped hyena), 2376 nucleotides. It is a transcript of the gene KCTD15, whose product is annotated as potassium channel tetramerization domain containing 15. Gene Ontology annotation, biological process: protein homooligomerization. The record is from RefSeq and is a predicted model, not a curated record. The transcript has 7 exons. Gene Ontology annotation, molecular function: protein binding. Bases 256 to 1107 code for a protein of 283 amino acids. NCBI's taxonomy places the organism in Eukaryota, Metazoa, Chordata, Mammalia, Carnivora, Hyaenidae.